GGCGGGGCGGGCGCUUGCACCUGGAGCUGGAGGGGGAAAAAAAAAGGAAAACCAGACGGGGAUGCGCUCGGCUGGGGUCGCCGCCGAUUGGUUUUCCGCCGCUGCCGCCGCCGCCGCCGCUGCUGCUGCCAGAGGCCGACCUCCUCCGUCCCAGAGCCCGGUGGUGAGGCCAUGGUGGCCGCUGCCCCUGCUGCCGCCGCGGCCAUGAGGAAGAGCUUCCUGGUGCCCGAGAUCAAGCCUUUAGACCAGUAUGACUUCUCUCGGGCGCGCAGCGCUGCCAGCCUGGCCUGGGUGCUGGCCAAGGGCUACGGGGGUGCAGAACAUGUCCCUGCUGAACUGCGUGAGCCUUUCUAUACUGACCAGUAUGAACAGGAGCAUAUGAAGCCUCCUCUCAUUCGCCUGUUGAUCUCAUCGGAUAUCUACUGCCGUGCCUGGCGCCACGCUCUGCCCUCAGGCCCCGAUGGUGCCCCUUCGCCCAAGGAUAAUGCUGCCUUGCUGCAACUUCUUGCCCACCGUGGCCUGGUGCCCACCUUCCAAGAGAAGCCCGUGAGGGAGGCUGACCUGCACCACAAACCAAUCAGGCUGGGGGCUCACCUAGCACUGAUUGACUCACUGAUGACGGCCUAUGCAGUAGAAGCCACCAGCUCUCUAAGUGUUGCACCGGGGACUGACACCGCUGCCAUCUCCUGGGACCAGAAACUUCUACACUGGAUAGACAUGGUCAUUAACAAGAUACAGCAAAGUGCCGAGCAGGAAUGUUCUCAGCGGUCUGCUCCUGGUACCGAUGGCCAAACCCAGGCCUCCAAUAGCGGUCCCAAGUGUCCCACAAGGUGGUACUGGAAACUGGUUCCUCAUGCCAUCGCUUUUUGUUUGAAGGAAUCUGGGAAUAAGCCUCCUGUGAUCCGCUACCGGAAGGACAAGGCCCUGCCGAAACAGACCCCCUGUUUCCCUGCCAUCACAGGCAUGAAGGAUCUAGCCAGUGGAGGUGCCAUUGCUGCCACCAUCCACUAUUACUGCCCCCAGCUGGUACGCUUGGAAGAUGUGUGCCUCAAGGAGACGAUGUCCGUGGCAGACAGCCUCUAUAACCUGCAGCUGAUCCAAGGCUUUGCGUCUGACUACUUGGGUGGCACCUGUUUCCUCUCCCUGGAGGACCUGCUGUACAUGCCACCUGCAUUGAGGAUAAAUGUUGGGGUGUUCCUGGCAGAGUUGUUUUUGUGCUUCGAGGUGCUUAAGCCAGACUUCGUAUGCCCUAAGGAGCUGCCCAGACUUCAAGAUUCCCCUGGAUUGAAUGACUCUUUGACACCAAACAGUGGGAACAACAACAGCAGCUCCCCAGUGUUCAGCUUCCGGCACCCACUGCUUCCUGGAGGGCAGGCGCAGUCCCCACUCUGUGGUUCCUUAGGCUCCCUGCAUCAUUCCACAUCCAUGUCCCACGUAGAGGGCUUUGGUAAAGCAUGGAGCAAGAAGCAGCUCAGUCACCCUCUGUCCCAGGCCGUCUCCUUCAGCAUCCCUUUUGGCCUGGACAGCGAUGUGGACAUUGUAAUGGGCAACCCGGUGGGCAUCCUGCGCUCCGUCAGUUCUGACAGCUUGGCCCCUCCCCUUUACUCCUCUUUGCCCCGCUCUCCCCGCCCCCGGCCCAGUGAGGUGGCCGAGGCUGCAAAUGGUUUGGUGACUCCAUCACUCCAUGGAGCAGGACCCAAGAGCCAAGAGGGGCAGGCCUUGGAAAACGGGCUGACGGACGGGUACUCUGACCUGCCCACGAUUGAGGAGGCCCUGAAGAUCAUUCACAGCAGCGAGCGCUUGCUGCCGGAGGGAGCUCCCGAUGGCUUCUACCUGCACUCGCCAGAGCCGCCAAAAGCCUCGGCACCGGAAAAGGUGCCCGCGGCCGCAGUUUACCGUUGCCACAAUGGACCUCCCAAUGGAGCAGAACCAGCCCAGGAUGGCAGCCUGGACUCUGACGCUGAAGAGCCCUCACGGCCUCCUGGUGGCCCCGAUGAUUCCACCUCAUGUGUGAGCUCGCUGAGUUCACAACCAGACAGCACGGCUUCCUCCGCCUCUGGUGUGCGCAUGACCAGCUUUGCGGAGCGCAAGAAGAAGUUGGCGGCGACGGACAGCAAGUCGAGUGGGAUCAGCUCGGAGGGCUCAGAGGCUGGUCCCCUCCCUCCAGAGGAAAGCCCUGCCCAGAGCCCUGCCCUCAGCUCAGAGAUGAGCCAGUUGGGUGCGCGGUUGGAGGAGAAGCGCCGUGCCAUCGAGGCUCAGAAGAAACGCAUAGAAGCCAUCUUUACCCGGCACCGUCAGCGUUUGGGCAAGAGCGCCUUCUUGCAGCUGCAGAAGGCACCCGAUGGCCAGCCCCAGGCGGAGGACAGCCGGCUCACUCUGGAGGAGCGCCUGUCCCAGCUGGAAGCUGAGGAGGAGGCCGGAAGCCCUCGAGCCCGCGUAGAGAAUAAGCAGGUGACCUUCUCCCCGGAGAUCACCAAGAGUGGGCUUGACGAGAACCUGGGCGACUACAAUCGGGCUGUCGCCAAGUUGAACACUGCUCUGAGCUCACUGCAGAUGGACAUGCAACGUCUGAGUGAUCAGCAGCAGCGCCUCAUGCAGGACAAGAAGCCCAGUGCCCAAGCCUGGGUGAUCCCAGCCCCCAGGGCGAGCCGCGAGGGGGCUCCGCCUCGUUCUUCAGUGGAGUUGUCCUCACCGUCACCCUCGCCGUCCCCUUCCCGCAAAUCCCGUUCGCCUCAGCCCACGCCAAAGAAGUCUCCGGCUCCCGCUCCUCCAAAGAGCCCUAAGCACACACGGCCGGUGGAGCUGAAGCUGCCGCCCCUCACUCGGGUUCUGACACCCCCCCACAAUGUGGACACCCUCCCGCACCUCCGCAAAUUCUCUCCGAGUCAGGUGAAUGUGCAGACUCGCUCUUCCAUCCAUUUUGCUGAGGAUGAGGAGGUGCCGGUACCAGAAGCAGAGGUCCCGGCACCGGGUAAUCUGCGGCCGGUAGCCUCGGUACCUCCCCAAGGGGGCAACGCCCGGGUUUCAGGAGAUGGCACGAGUGAUGUCUCCUCCCCCAGCGACCGACGCAGCAGCCUGAUUGAGAUCCCCUUAUCGAGCUUGAAGGGGGAGGAAGACGACGAUGUAGAUGGUGAUGACUCGCUGGAGGAAUCUGUCGCAGAGACACUGGACUCUGAACCCCGUUCUGGCCUGGGCUUCUUUUUCAAGGGUGAGGAGAAAGCUGAAGAGGAGAUGGCACAGAAGCGUGCCACCUUCUUAGAGAGACAGCAGCGGCGCACGGAGGACGCACGGCGCAGGAAGCAGUGGCAGGAGGAAGAGAAGGAGCAGAAGAAAGAGGAGACCAGACUGCAGGCAGAAGAGCGGCCCCGCCAGGAGGAGGAAGUAGGGCCAAGACGAGGCGAUUUUACCCGCCAAGAGUACCUGCGCCGCCAUCAACUCAAGCUGAUGGAAGACCUAGACAAGGUCUUGCGGCAGAAACCGACCACUGUGCGCGCCCUGAAGAAAGGACGGCCCAAGACGGUCUUCUGCGAUGAUUCCGCCCUGUCCCGCAGCCCUGUUAAGGGGCUCCUGGGCUCCAAGCUCAGCAAGGUGUACUCCCAGUCGACCCUCUCACUUUCAACAGUGGCGAACGAUCCUGGCAACUCACUAUCGAUCAAGAGGUCUCGAGCUGCCUCUCCUUCUGGGCCAAUGUCCCCCAGCCGCCUGCUGCCAAACCAGGGCCGGGAGCGUGACUGGGAGAAUGCUUCAACGGCUUCCUCACCUGCCUCCAUUCCAGAGUACACUGGGCCCAAACUGUACAAGGAACCCAGUGCAAAGUCCAACAAGUACAUGAUCCACAAUGCCCUGUCUCACUGCUGCCUUGCUGGCAAAGUCAAUGAGCCUCAAAAAAACCGCAUCCUGGAGGAAGUGGAGAAGAGCAAAGCCAAUCACUUUCUCAUUCUGUUCCGCGAUUCAAGUUGCCAGUUCCGUGCCCUCUACACUAUGUCAGGAGAGACGGAUGAACUGACACGUUUGGCAGGUUAUGGGCCCAGGACGAUCACCCUGCCCAUGAUCGAAGGCAUCUACAAGUACAGUUCCGACCGGAAGCGCUUCACUCAGAUUCCCAGCAAGACCAUGUCCAUGAGCGUAGAUGCCUUUACCAUCCAAGGCCACCUUUGGCAGACCAAGAAACCAGGAACCCCCAAAAAGCCAGGCACCCCAAAGUAGCUGGACCUUGCAAAGCUUGGUGUCUACUCUCUCUGUCUGAACUUUUGAGCUGCUAUUUGGUUGCCAGACCCACUUGGAAACAUUGGACAUUGCAGGGGACCUUCUGUGCUGACUGAUUGGAGUGGACAGGGCUUCUAGGCAUGAGUGUUCUCCUUAUCCAGGACCAGUCUGGCUGGAUGAGAACCACCUGGCCCUCGACUGCAUCGUUCUGGCGGCUGCUCUAACCACUGACUCUUGGCUUUUGAGGAUCAAGGGGUGGACAGGGGUAGGAAGACAGAUGCUGUGGAAACUGCCAAAUCCCACGAUAAGCUAAAGGCUCAGAGUUGCCAUAGUGACACUGCCCUACAUAGGGCACCAGGGGUCCGGGCUCUGCGUACUCCAUCUGCCUCCAGCCAGCAUCUGAAUGUCAGCCCACAGCCAGAGGAAUGAAGGGUGUCUUUUUCUGACUCCUGCUUCUCUGGGGAAUGGUGCCCGGGCCCUCCCAGAUUCUGUACUGGGUUUCUCAUUCCUGGGUGUCCCUGUUUAUAUUUAUACAUACUAUACAAAUAUAUAUAUAUAUAUAUAGGAGCUAUUUAAUGAUUUUUCAAUUAUUUGUAUAUAAAAGGAACAAAUUACAUUUGGAACAGAGGGGCAGGGUGAAUUUGUAUGAGGAUGGCAUGGCGGGGAUAGCACAGUGCAAGGUGUGUGUGUGCGUGUGUGUGUACAUAUGUUCCUUCCUCCAGCGUCUUUCACUGAAUGUCCUUUUUCUUCUCAACAGUUUUUAUUGUCUCUUCCCUUGUGCACAAGGGCUAUUUGGUGUAGGGAUGGGAAAGGGCUGUGGUGUCCUAACUUUUUAGUAGGCAUUUUUUUGGGAUGCCAGGUUAUUAGCAAGAGCCUGUCUUUCUGGUGAGACAGCAGGCUUUAGCUGGCCACUUGCCUUUAAAUGCUGGGAAAGCUGGCUGUAGUCACAGAGCAGGCCUCUGUGAGUCCUGAACUGAGCUGCCAAAAGAAAGUAGAGAUUCGUAUCCUCCUCUUCCUCCCCUAGAUCUUUCCUACCAGUUUUGAGCUGUAGUAGGGAGUGAAUGUAGGCGGCUGCUCCUUGAGUCCUUUCCAAGAGCCAGAACAGACCUGGGCCCAGAGGGCUACUACACUUUUGCUACUUAUGGGAUCCUCUUCCUCCUCUCUGAUCUCCCACCUGCUCUUCCAGAAUAGACGUUUCUCUCAAGGCAGAGUAGGGGUGGUGGGGGUGAGGGUUUACUGUCAUUGAGUUUGGAUUCUCUACCCUGAUUCUGUCUUGUCCAGCUCUACUCCUGGGUCUCUUGUGGUUGCUUGUUGCUGACUGAAUGUCAUGUAGAUGUUUGGGAAUACAGUAUAGUGCAAGGGGUGAGUUGAUGUAAAAAGCAGGUGGGGACUUCGCCCUCUCUGCUUAAUAAAGUAACUUAAAUGA
This is a messenger RNA of Pogona vitticeps (central bearded dragon), 5632 nucleotides long. It is a transcript of the gene CAMSAP3, whose product is annotated as calmodulin regulated spectrin associated protein family member 3. Gene Ontology annotation, biological process: cytoplasmic microtubule organization; neuron projection development; negative regulation of microtubule depolymerization. The record is from RefSeq and is a predicted model, not a curated record. Gene Ontology annotation, molecular function: calmodulin binding; microtubule minus-end binding; spectrin binding. Gene Ontology annotation, cellular component: microtubule minus-end. Lineage: Eukaryota; Metazoa; Chordata; Lepidosauria; Squamata; Agamidae.